AUGAUGAUGUUGGGGAAUGGCAAGUCAAAGUUGCUUGAGGCUCAAGACAACAGGCAGACGCGUGAUAUUUCCACUUGCGGUUUAGACCGAAACGCGAAGGCACAUGACAUCACGCCGUCUUUGUUGGUGUUUGGUGGUCUGUGCGUCGUUAGAAUUCAGCUCCGUCUGUUUGGCAGUGGAAAUAAGGCUUUCAUUAGGAGUUGGGUAGUAGCGAUAACUGCCACUUCUUCCCCUCGAUGCAACUUCACAUCGACUUUAUCGCCAACUCACUCUCCCGGUCUUAACAUAUCCGAAAUCAUGGAUCCUCGCCCCUAUCACGUUCUGAGCUACGGCACCCUUCUAGGGACACAGUUCUACCAGUCUUUUGUCGGGGGCUUCGUUUCUUUCCGUGCCCUUCCGCGGCCCCAAUUUGCUAGUCUACAGACCGCCAUCUUCCCCAUCUACUUCUCACUGCAAAGUGCGCUGCCUGUAGUGGUCGCCUUGACCGCUUCCUACGGCGGACAAGUCUUGGGUCUGUCUGGUCUCACUGCACCUGAGAACCGCCUUAACACCCUCUUGCCUCUGGCAACAGUGACAGUGACCGGGUUGGUGAACAUGUUCGUGUUGCGUCCCAUCACCACCAAUGUGAUGCGCGAGCGCAAGCGUCAAGGUGCGUUAGCUGCUAGCACUAUGUUUCGUGUAAGAAGGUCAAUUAAUAUUCUAACCUACUCAGAAACCCGUGACGGAAAGAGGAGCUACGACCCGGCGCCUCACUCCAAAGAGAUGCUGGCCCUGAACAAAAAGUUCGGCCGCGUGCAUGGCAUCUCAAGCUUGGUCAACUUGGUCAGCCUGGUCGCGACGAUCUGGUACGGUGCCAUGCUAAGCAAGAAACUUGAGUAA
Penicillium egyptiacum is the source of this 879-nucleotide messenger RNA. Lineage: Eukaryota; Fungi; Ascomycota; Eurotiomycetes; Eurotiales; Aspergillaceae. The record is from the annotation of a GenBank genome assembly.